Cuscuta europaea is the source of this 1253-nucleotide messenger RNA. The record is from the annotation of a GenBank genome assembly. NCBI's taxonomy places the organism in Eukaryota, Viridiplantae, Streptophyta, Magnoliopsida, Solanales, Convolvulaceae.
UAUCGAAGGGUUCCUUUGUACCUUUAUAGUUUUCCUUCAUACAUUUCUGUUUUUUUUACUCUAUGUUAUUGCAACUGACACCCUUCGGUUUAACCUUCUGUGUCUUUUUCUUGCAGGUAAUAACAUGGACGUAGGCUCUCUCUUUGCCUUAAAGAAUGCGAAGGGGAAGAAGAAGGCCCCGGCGAGCACUUCUGGCAGGGAGGGGCCUUCCCAAGCUGCUGCCGCCAUUGCUGGCGCGGGAGGGUCCAGGGGUGCUGGGCCCGCAAAGAAGAAGAACAACGGCAAGGGGACUGAGCCCCCGACCAAGAAGGUGAAGACCGCCGCCCCCGCCAAGCAGCCGACCACCGAUGUGGUCGUGAUCGUGGAUGAAGGGCACGCCUCUGCCCCCACCUCCCAGGAGCAUAUCAACCAGGAGUUCUUCGGGCGGGAGAAACUGGAGGCGCUAGUGCCGAAGGGGGCUUCUGUAUUGGAGGGCAGCCUGAACCCUUCGGCACUGAUGAGCCAGAUGCUGCCAUCGGCUGACCGCUUGGCCCUCGCCAGGUUGGACGAGGGAUCCCUCGAGGCGAAGAUCCUUCUGAACACUGCCUCCAGCUUCAUGGGCCUCUGCGAGCACCUCCGGAGGGUGGAGCAAAUGAGGGAGGCAAAGGGCGCAGCCGAGGGGGAGGCCGCCCUCCUCAGGAAGAAACUUGCCGAGGCUGAGGACUCUCUUCGCCUGGCUACCGAUGGCAUGGAGCAGCGGGUGCAGGCUGCGAGGGUCGAAGGGGUGAAUGAGGGCCUGGCCAGGGCCGGGGAGGCUGCUGCCGAGGCCGCCCGCAUUGCUGCUGAUGAAGCUCGCGCGGCUCAAGAAGAAGCCGUCUCUAGAGCCCGGGAGGAUGCGGUGGCCAGCUUCACUACCGAGGGAUGGAAGGCUGAAGAUCGGAGGGAGUAGCUCUCUUCGGUAGUGGGGGCUUCGGUGGACGAGUGGGUCGGAGGCCCCGGCAAGAUGUGGCUUGCUGAGAGGGGCGACUCGUACUACCAAGGCGGGGAGUUCUUCACCCAGCGCCUUAUCUACCGGAAGCUUGCGAGGCAUUUCAAGAUCGCACCGGAGGAGUUCCAUCCAGAGGCUUAUGGCUUCCCCCCUCGUCAGCCAGACAUCAGGAUCCCGCUCCCCGAGGGGGAAGAGAGGCCAGUGCUCGAAGAUUCAGAGACCCUAAGGGAGUGCGGCCUCGGGGGUGAUGGGGAUGAGGCCGAGAGUGAGGCAGUUUCUACAGCUC